Triticum dicoccoides is the source of this 1631-nucleotide messenger RNA. RefSeq lists its product as uncharacterized. The coding region runs from base 375 to 1430 and encodes 351 amino acids. The record is from RefSeq and is a predicted model, not a curated record. The transcript is spliced from 3 exons. NCBI's taxonomy places the organism in Eukaryota, Viridiplantae, Streptophyta, Magnoliopsida, Poales, Poaceae.
UUAUUUAUAAAUACGGGACAUUAUGGUUUGCCCUAGAUUCCACCGAAGCCCGGUGCCUCCGCGUCUCCGCCGCCAUCUUCUACCGGACUUCUCCUAGUUAGUCCGGCCAGCCGCUCCCUCACAGCCCAAGCGGAGACGACAAUAUUUACCGCUUUCUUUCUGCCCAUGUGUGCCUAAUCCAGCUGGUCGUGCUCGCCGCUCCAUUACCGUCUCGAAGCGAAGCCGACUAGAUCUGUAGAUCAGCAGAUCCAGGGGAUAUAUAUAGCAAGUAAUCGGCGUUCGGACGGAGGAACCGCAGGCAUAUAGGAUUUUGCUGCUGUCAGGCCAUCUCUCAGAAGAUUCGAUUAUUCAAUUUGGACUUGGAGUUGGAGAGGAUGCAUCGUCGGUUUUUGAAUGUGAUAGUACAGGACUUGAACACUCGCAUCAAUUCGUUGUACCUCGUCGACCCUUGGAAGCAUCUCUUCUGCCGGUCAACAGGAAAAGCAGAAGCUGCAGAAGAUGCAAAACUGGAGAAGAAAAAUCCAGGAGCGUUGAUAGAUCCCUUGAAGUUGCAUAAGCCGCAACUCAGGUUUGGAUCAUUUCUCCUCUCUGCUCUGUUGACAGAGAACUGCCUCCUGCUGGCAGACUCUACUCACAGUGCAUUUCUCUACGACAACGACUUAAACUCGGUCCAACCCAUUCAAUCUAUGAAUUUUCCCAAGGGACCUAAUUGCGUCUGCUUCUCUGCACCCCAAGCUAACCCCUUAGACUCUCACCGCUACUAUAUACUGGACCUGUCACCGGCCUCCACUAUCAAUUCUCCCUUUAGGGUCCUCAGCUACCGCUCUAAUAGUUUCUCCUCCGAAUCCCAUGUAAAAUCUAACUACACCAAUUCAUUCUACUGGGAUACUCUCCCAGUACCACCAUUUCUAGGCCAUGACUAUGGAAGAACCAUUGACAUUUGUUCCUCCAUGAUGAUCAAUGGCUCGACCAUAUGCAUAUCCUCUGUCGAGAAGGGCGUUGGCACCUACACCUUUGAUACAGUGACAAAGUUAUGGACUCAGGCUGGCAAUUGGGUGCUGCCCUUCUACGGCAAAGCAGAGUAUGUUCCCGAGCUCAACCUUUCUUUCGCUCUAUCUGCUGACAGCCCCCACCGCUUGUGCGCUUUAACCUGCACUACAAUGCACCAUGGCGGCCCACCAGCAUUGCAGCAUACUUUUGAUGAUCUCGACCUGCCGGAGAAUUGGUCGCCAUACAAGUGCCACCUGGUUAACCUUGGCUCAGGCAACUUUUGCAUCAUUUCCUUCUGUAAGACCAUGAACUGUGAGUUUGCCGUCUUCACCGGCGUGGAGGUGAAACCCUGCAUCAAUGGCGACCGACCUCUCCGGAUGAUCAAGCACCUGUCUAAGAGUUUCAGCCUUGGAUCUCAUAGCAUCAAAAGUGUGCUCUGAACCAUCUAAUUGAUUGCCUGGAUGCCGAUAUGGAACUUAGUCUGUAAUCUGUGCUAUUUUGUUUUCUGCCUCUUAGCUGUUCUAAAGCCUGCUGCUGUUUAUCGGUCUUGAUAUGCUGCAUUUAAUCCGACAGCGCAUGACUAUGUAAAGACUACUCCCUCCGUUCCAAAAUAUAGCGCGCCCACGCUUUUUGAGGUUCAA